UCUCGAAGCAGCUCCUGCGGACCGGUUUCGCCUCGGAGAGCCGGCAGGUCUCGGCGCUGCAGCCGCGGUGCUCGCCUAGCUGCUUCCCGGGGAUCGCAGCGGGCUCAGGUUUGCCUUAGGUCCGGUCAGUGCCAUGAUCCGCCAGGAGCUCUCCACAUCCUACCAAGAGCUGAGUGAGGAGCUGGAUCAGGUGGUUGAGAACUCAGAGCAGGCGGACGAGCGGGAAAAGGAGGCGGUCAAAGUCCAGGGUCCAGGGAUCUUACCAGCCCUGGACAGCGAGUCCGCCUGCAGCAGCAUCCGCUUUAGCAAGGCCUGCCUGAAGAACGUCUUCUCCGUGCUGCUCAUCUUCAUCUACCUGCUGCUCAUGGCCGUGGCCGUCUUCCUGGUCUACCAGACCAUCACGGACUUUCGUGAGAAACUCAAGCACCCUGUCAUGUCGGUGUCUUACAAGGAGGUGGAUCGCUACGACGCCCCAGGCAUUGCCCUGUACCCCGGUCAGGCCCAGCUGCUCAGCUGUAAGCACCAUUAUGAGGUCAUUCCACCUCUGAAGAGCCCCGGCCAGCCAGGAGACAUGAACUGCACCACCCAGACGAUCAACUACACGGACCCCUUCUCCAAUCAGACCCUGAAAUCCGCCCUGAUUGUGCAGGGGCCCCGGGAGGUGAAGAAGCGGGAGCUGGUCUUCCUCCAGUUCCGCCUGAACCAGAGCAGCGAGGACUUCAGCGCCAUCGAUUACCUCCUCUUCUCUUCUUUCCAGGAGUUCCUGCAAAGCCCAGACAGGGUAGGCUUCAUGCAGGCCUGCGAGAGCGCCUAUUCCGGCUGGAAGUUCUCGGGCGGCUUCCGCACCUGGGUCAAGAUGUCCCUGGUGAAGACCGAGGAGGAGGACGGGCGGGAGGCGGUGGAGUUCCGGCAGGAGACCAGUGUGGUUAACUACAUUGACCAGAGGCCAGCGGCCGAAAAGAGUGCUCAGUUGUUUUUUGUGGUCUUUGAAUGGAAAGAUCCUUUCAUCCAGAAAGUCCAAGAUAUAAUCACCGCCAAUCCUUGGAACACAAUUGCUCUUCUCUGUGGGGCCUUCUUGGCAUUAUUUAAAGCUGCAGAAUUUGCCAAACUGAGUGUGAAGUGGAUGAUCAAAAUUAGGAAGAGGUACCUUAAAAAAAGAGGUCAGGUAAUGAACCACAUAAGCUGAAGUCGCUUGCGUUGUUUGAAGGACUGCCCGAGUUCAUGGAAGUUCUCAUCACUUCUGCUUUGGUAAACCUAGCUGCCAGCAAUCCUGUCCUCACUUGAAGAAACGAGCCUUGCUGGGGGCCUGCCUGUCACACUGCAGCUUCUAACUGGUCCUCAGAGAGACUGUCUAGAGCCCAAUGGAACAGAUCCAGUGGAUGACCUUAACUGUUAUUUAAGUAUUUAAAUUAUUAAUGAACAUUUUUUGACAUAUGACAUGAAUAGGGUGUGUGGAGGAUGGAAUUAGAUAUAAUCCAGUUUCCUGAAGGUUUUUGGAAGCUGCCUUCCUUCUCGGUUUGGUGUAUAGUUAAGGUCUAACAGGAUGAUUAAGGCUCUGACCUUAGGUUUUUUUCUUGAGAUUUUUUUAAAUGGACAGGAGAGUGUGAUUUUCUUCUCCCCCACCAGUGACUUCUUUGGGUGUGGAGGUCAUGCUGUGGAACCGGUGUACCGUGUGUGAGGAAUGCAAAACCCCUCACGUCUCUGGUGCCAUCUGCCAGCCCCUGACACGCUCUCUUGUUUAAUAUUAAAUGAGACUUUUUUUUAAAGCUACUAGAAAAACUAGUAAUUAGAUCUCUUGUGGACUGACUAGCCACCUACCUGUCUGGCUAGAAUGUUGGUUGAUGCAGGUGUGAGUUCGGACUGAUUAACAUACAAAAACACUAGGACAUGUGUACAUAGUAGGUGCCUACUCAGUGUAUUUUGAUGAUUUCAUUAAUAGGUGAAUAAAAGUUAGGUUAAUACAAAAGGAAUCAGUGUGCCAGUAUGCGUAUCUGCUAAAUCAAUAGGCACCAGUACGCUUUCAUUCCGUGACCUCCAAAUAAAAGGGAGCGUGAGCCUGGACUUCCACGAUGGACGGGUCUGGACUCCCGAGGUACAUCAUGACCACGUCCAGGGAAGGGCAAGGUGGGCAGGCGAUAGAUGGCAGGUGGUCAGGAAGUGACAAUAAAGCCCCAUGAAUAAGCUGUGUUAGCUCUUCCUGUCCUACAAACCCCCCACCCAUCUGAGAAAGGGGCCCUCAGGAUGACCCUCAGAGCUUUCAGCCCAGCCUGUGACAGAGAUGAGUAACCUCUGGGUAUUUUUCACACGGUAGCCAUUGGCUGAUUUAAGGUUAUGAAGAUUAUUUCCAGAGUUUUAAAUUAUUUACAUGCCCUUUGCCUCCAAAGAGGACUUGGCAGCAUUUCUUCAAUUUUGUAACCCGGUUUUAGAUAAUUCAAAGAGAACAACUCAAGUGUAUGAGUGGGGCAAUUUUAAUCUCAUAUCUAGUUAGCAGCAAGAAACUGUGGUUUCUGGUUGAAUUAUUAAAAGUGAACUUGUGUAAGGAAAUAUUCCCUGCUAUUUUUCUAUGGCACAGAAGCAGGUACAAACUUUAGCCUAGGUCCUGUCUCUAUAAAAUCUUAUUGUAAGGCAAAUGCAAAGCCAGGCAUUAAAGCUUACGUUAACAGCACUGAAAAACAGGUAUGUGUAUUUUUAAAUUCUCUCUAAAGAUGACACACCACUUUAAUAUUAAAUAGCUAACAAAAUUUGCUCCAAUGAACAUAUUAAAACUGUACUUCCUGUACUGUAGAAAGUUGAGAGACCUCUUGAACGUGCUUUCAAGUAAGCAGCUAAUUAAUUAGGAAGUGGGCAUUUCUAGCUCUCUCUUCCACAACAGCUGUUAGCUGCAGCCUGCCAGAAUCUACUCUGAAUGUAUGCCUAGACCGUCCACAAAAUAGACAUUUAGACCCAACCGUCUCUUCUGGGGAGGCUGGGGCUUGCCUUUUGCUGUGUUCUGUAGCAGGGUCACCCUUUCCUUCUCCGUGUGCUGCCCCCCGUUGUCAGUGAUCCCGGCCGGCCUUAGGUGAGUGUACAGCAUCUGGCAAGAGCACUGGGCCUGGACGGCUGAGGUGGCGGCCAUUUGAGAGCAUCGUAAGAUAGGAGCCACGUCCCGAAAGGAAGAGGAGUUUCUCCUGGUCUCACGGCGAGCAGAACGAGGUGCUUUCACGGUGACCUAGGAAUAGUGUGCUAGAGUUGUUUUUCGUGGAUGUGAAAGAGUAGAAGCAGACACCAGUAGUUGAAAACUUUGUAACGAUCUCCCUGCCCCCAUAAAAAACACCGCUGUUAUUACUUAUUAUAGAUUUUGAGAUUUAUCCUCCUAGGUCUAUUUCAUUUUAUUAUUUUAUUUUGGCCGCAGCAUGUGGAUCUUAGUUCCCUGACCAGGGAUCGAACCCGGGCCCUUGGCAGUGAAAGCAUGGAGUCCUAACCAAUGGACCACCAGGGAAAUCCCAUGGGUCUAUUUCCAUUAAAACUAUGUACAUAUGUACACACAUUUAAGGUAAGUUAAACCCAUCCUCCAAACAUAAAGGGACAUGAAGGAAGAUGGAAGGAUAUCCUAGAACUUAGAAUUUUAUGUGAAAAUUCUAUACAACAGAUAUACUUUGGUAAAUGGCUAGAACACUCGACUCUGGCACACAGUCUUCCUAGUCUUUAACUGGUGUACAACCUGCAAUUUGCCUUAAAAUUUUCUCUAUAUACACGUAUGUAUGUACGUACGUACGUAUGUAUAUAUGUAUGAAUGAAGGGGGGCAGGCUUCUUCUGAGCACCUAACCUUAGUGCUGAAAAAAAGCAAAGUCGACGUAAGGCAAAAUACAAACAUAGAUUUAUUAAAUGCUGCUCAAUCCCCCAAUAAAGAUCUUCCAUUACAAAACAGUUUUCCACACAACUGCAAGUUAAGAGAUUGGAAUGGUACUCUGAUAACAAAAUGUGAGAAAAUACUUGACCAAGUAGAAACAUAUACGACUUCUCUAUAGUCAGCUUUUUCAGAACCCUACAGAGGAAGCCUACUGCAUUUCCUUUACACAAAGCCAGGCAGUGACAAUGAGCGCUCUGCAUCACCACACCGUGGGACUCAAAGCCUCCAUCCCUGCAUCAGGAGGUACUGGAGAAGGGCAGGUUGUGAGGACUGGAAAGGCCCUGCCUUCAGCCUUUGGGAGGAAGAGGAGGAAUGAACUGAGAGGCAGGCUGUGUUCACGGCACUGCCCCCACUAAUCUGUGCUCAGCGCUCUGGGGAGCUGCAGAUGAAGGGGGAUGUCCAUAAGGAUCGAUCUGAAGAAUUUGGUUUACGUUCCCAGCUUUUAUUUAUAAUUUGUGCUUUAGAAAGCCUGGAAAUUUAAGGUUUUGCUCAAAUUCCAGAGUACAGUAAUAUCUCUGUGAAGGAAGGCUUAGGGGCAAGUAAUUCCCUCCGUCAUAUUUCUGGGAGAGAUGAAGGGAAGGAUAAGAAUUACACCUUAGUUUUACUUUAGGAAAGUCUUUGUCCUGGGAUGUAACUAAGGUCUGCAGCAAUGUGAAAGCACGUUAUCAAAGGGAAAAAUACACAGAGCAGACUCUACUGUAUCUAUGUGCAACACAACCCAGACAGAAUUCAAGUCAUGAUUCUUACCACUCCCGUAAUGAUUUCACUCAUAUCACAGAUGAUAAAGCUCAUUCAUUUCUGUGAAACUUCAGAAGAGGGACACAAAUCAAUGAUUAGACAAAGGUUACAAUAUACUAUGGCCAUGAUAUAGCACAGAGCUAUGUUGAGUCCAUAUAUUUUUUUUCAUUUACAGUUGCCAGAAAAAAAAUUGGCCUUUUAAUUAUACUGAUGAGGUUUCAUAAUUUUUACAUAUUUCAGAAAAGUGUACAAAACCACCUAUCCAACGGAGGUGGAAGGCUUUUUUCAUUCAUCAGUUGUAUUGCUGAGAAUACUGUGCAUGUUGUAAGCACUGUUCUGCUUUUCUAGAGCUUUCUUCAGCUUUAGCUCCUCCAAUUUUUUCCAUAAUUCUUCACGUUCCAAUUCCUUCUUUUUCUCCCUGUAAAUCAAGACUUUUGCAGUUAGAAACUUUUAUUUCAGAGCUUGAAGAAACAUGCUGUUUGGCAGUUGGCUGGAGAACAGACUGUUCACUCACAUUUCACUUAAAUCCCUCUACUAAAGCAUUUGAGACUGUAUAUUACCUAGAGCACCGCGUUACUCAUCUUCAUCUCCUGAGAGUAAUACCACAUCCGUGUGGCUCCUGUACCGACUGAAAGCUAUCGUUCGCCUUCCCUCCCUGCAUUUUAUCACCACCACCACCACGACUGUGGCAUCUGUGCUUUAUGGUUGGCAAAGUACUUAGUCACCCCCUGCAGUAAACCCCUUGCAGUGGGGUCUUGCCGACAGACUGAAGGGCUGGCCACGAGUCAGCCUGGAGCCGUUUCCAGGUGGAAGCCAUAUCCUUUUGGCUCCACGUCGCUAGCUGCCAACCAGUCUGUGUGUGUCUUACUAUGUCUUGUCUCCUGCAUGUCAGAAGGAGACUUUAAAGUUUGAAUAACCUCUCUAAAAAAGCAAAACUCAAAAUAUGCUGCUUCAACUACUUAAUUUCAGUUCUAAAGAGAACAUUUCUGAAUAACUUGGACCAAACUAUUCUGAAGGGCUAUAUGAACAUGUGAAAAAACCAUGGGCUUACCGUUCUGCAGUUACAUAUGUUUUAAGGGGACAAAAGUGCUGAUUUACGCAGCCAGUAAGAUAUAAUGAUCGCUCUUAGUUAUGUGAAAUAUGCAUUUUUCAAAUAUAAGUUUCAUAUGAUCCUAGUCAUUUUUCCUUCUUCACAUUGCUUCCUGGGACUCAAACUAUGUACCUAAUUUCUAUUCCUGCCUGAAAGGUGCUAUUUAAAAGAAAUAAUGCAUUGAGUUAGUUACUGAUGGACUAGGAUGGCCUUGAAGAAGAGAGAUCCUUUCUCUACUUGCCACCAGAAAACCAGGACUAGGAACUUACAGUCAAAAUAGAUCAGCUUUUCCAAACAGAAUAGUUAAUACACUUAUUAGAAAUAAAUAGGCUCAGGUACAGCAGUUAUUGAAACUGAAAUAAAUAUAUGAGAAGGAAGUGAUUUUUAGAUUAUUUUGUAGUAAUUUAUGAAAUUUUCAAAAAGAGGUAAUCACUAAGCCAAGUUCCUAAAUGCUAAUGUGUGUGACCAUUUAUUCACUAAAAUAUAUAUUGCAAGGAACAAAGUAUCAGUAAUAGUACUCAGCCACAGAAAUAUCCUUAUAUGAGUCUCCCCUUCCCCAAAGGGAACUAUACUGACUUUAAAAUACCACUUUGUUAAAAUGUGAAGCUUAAAAACUAUCAAGUUAUUGUGCAGGGAGCAGAUGAAGAAUAAGCUCACUAUGGACGCCCAUGUGGACAAAAGCAAUUCUCCUAAAUGUGAAAAUAAUUAUGUAAAAUAGUAUUUAAAAUCCAGCAUAAAUUGUAUUUCACAAUGCAGAUGUUAUCAUACUGAUAAAGUCUAAGGCUCAGAAUGAGAUAAACAGAAUUUAUGAUCCACAUUAAAAUCAUAAUCUAACCAUUAGGAGUUUACCUGGAAAUGACUUUAAAGUACUUAUUAGAGACAUUCAAAUUGAAAUGCUAAAUGUAAAUGGCUUUUUUCUUUUUUGAAUUUUAUUUUAUACAGCAGGUUCUUAUUAAUUAUCUAUUUUAUAUGUGUUAGUGUAUAUAUGUCAAUCCCAAUCUCUCAAUUCAUCCUACUGCAGCAAUUGGCUUCUUAAACAUAAUUUUAACUUAGAAUACCUUAUUGGACUCAAUCACAUUCAACUAAUUUAAAAUGUACAGAUAAGUCUAUAAAUAAAAAUGUCAAAUACCUUUGUCUUUCAGCUUUGUAUGAACUAGUAAGAUCAUCGAAAAGCUUGCCGUUCAUCUCCAUGAGGGUUUUCAGCACAUUGUACACCAGUGCUACAAUGGUCCUAAAAUGAAAACAAGCCAGUGCUGGGUUACUGAUGCUACUAACAGAUGGGAAAUGUAACACUAUCAUCUCUGAAAUGGGUUGGAUGCUAGCUGACUCAGUCAAUCCAUUUUAGAGCUGACAAACUGAAGUUCAAGAAGUUUAGUAAUUUGCUCAAGGUCACACAGCCAGUGGUAGUAGAGAUGGUCGGUCUGAUUCCAAAACUCCUUCUUUAAAGAGUCCUUCCCACUGUAUCAUGCUUAGAUUAAACCCUAAAAAUGUUAUGGUCAGCUUCCUGUCUGCUCUAGAGUCUACUAUCACAAACCCUGAGUAACAGCAUUAAAAGAAAUUUGAAAAAGAUCCAAUUACCAUAACUUGUAAGAAGAAAAGUAAAACACAGGAUAAGGGUGUUACAGAAUUUAGAAUGUAUGCAAUCUAAACAUCACUGAUGUGACCUUGAGCACUGAAGCUUCCCCCUGGGCUAGGCCAGCUAUGGAGGUGAGACUGGAUACUGGCAGCACACAGUCGCCUGUGCAUCCUCUGCAGAUGUUGGGUUGGUCUCCCCAACAGGGUUUAACCACACACUAGUACAGAAUGUCACACCAGACAGUCCCUAGAUUUGCAAUUCUAAGUUGAAAUUAAGAACAUACAGGAGUUCAGGGUUUCUGAGCAAGAGCCACCCAUUCUCCUUGCUUGGCCCUGCAAUAAACCUUUCUCUGCUCAAAAAAAAAAAA
Messenger RNA from Globicephala melas (long-finned pilot whale), 7661 nucleotides. RefSeq names its product proton activated chloride channel 1 (gene PACC1). NCBI's taxonomy places the organism in Eukaryota, Metazoa, Chordata, Mammalia, Artiodactyla, Delphinidae. Gene Ontology annotation, cellular component: cell surface. The record is from RefSeq and is a predicted model, not a curated record.